AUGUCCCGGGGGCAGGGGCAGGAGACAGACAUGGACAGCGCAGCUGCCACAAGCGCGCAGGAGAGUGGGGAGCAGUUUGAAAUACAGGACAAUGUGGUCUAUGCCCUGGAUGGGCUGACCAGGAGCGCAUCUCCAGCUGUCAGGCAGGAAAGCGCAGCCAAAAUCGCUGAGGUCUGUGCAUCACAGCGAGGGCGCCUGGCAAUGAGGGCUGACGGGCUGAUCCAGGAUGUCAUGGCUGCUGGCAGCAAGCUCGCCUUGACGCAGGAGCCCAUUGUGGCUGUGGCUUUCAGCGCCAUGCUCCUGGCGUUCUCACGCGAGAAGCUCCACCAGGCAGUCCUCGCGCAGAAGGACUCGCUGGCUGUCAUGGGUGUCCUGCUUGAGGCACAUGCGAGCGCAGACUUCAGGGCGUGCCAGGCGAAGAGCGCGUGCGGCGCUUUGGCGCGGCUGCUGAGAGACUCUUCCCUGACAGCGCGUCUGCCGCAAUCCGAACGCGCCUGCCCCUCUUCCCUGGUGUUGACCGCCCUUGCAGGGGCCACGGACCCGCAACACAGCUCCACUGCCAGCGAGGCUCUGAAGAUAGCGCUGCAUGAGGGUGGCAUCCUGCAGCGACUGUCUGACCUGGCAACCCACCAUGCCAAAGCCCUGCCCAUCUCCACACCGCGCUCCGCGGCCAGGUCGCUGUGGGGGCUCAACCGGUGCCUGGUGGCCAUCGAGAAUGCGACGUUUGCAUGCGCUGCGAAUGAGCAGCACCUCGUGGCCGUCACUGUGCAGCGUGGCGAUGCUGCAGAGCCCUCUUCAUCACAGCCACUCCCACAAGGCCCCAGGGCCAUGUCACAGCCUGCAGCUAUCAGCUCUGACGCUGCUGAUGGGCUGCCCAGCCAGAAGGCCUCAUCCCAGCCGAUCUCCAGCAGCAGUCCGCCUCACAGGAAGUCUGCCAGCAUGCGCUGCGGCAGCGAACCCCAGGAUCAACCAAUGAAGCUACAGAACAGCACCUCGGGCCGGCAGAACAGCGGCAAGCUCUGCGCCCCCUCUGUGGAGCCGAAGCACUCCAGCCAGGCAGCCGAUGGCACACCAACCACCAGCGCAUGCCCUCGGAAUAUCACCUUCCCUGCCUGGCUCGCCCAGACUUUUGCCCCGGCUGACAAAGGCGUGCCGCACCGCGGGCCCCAGAGAGAUGCGCUGCAACGCAUGCUGUCAGUACUCAUGAAUCUGACGCACAACAACGGACCCGGCUGCAGUGCUGUGUUGGGCGCAGACGGCCUGCAGACUGUGAUUGGCCUCAUCGACGCGCUGCUCGGGCCCCCAGAGGAAGAGGCAGAUUUUGUGCGCAUCGCAGACAGGAGGCGACUUCUGGAGGGGCUGGAUCUGACGAGCACGUCCUUGGGCCUGCUCAUCAACCUGGUGGAGCACGACUCCGGCUGCCGCCCACAUCUGGCAGCGCUGCCUCUCAGACAUGGCAUGCGCGCCCUGCCGCUGCUCUGCCGCCUCAUGCAGGCAAGUGGCGCAGUGCCGGAGGGGUCGGUUCCACCCUCAAGCGGCAGCCCUGGCCUGGAGGUGACGGAGGAGCAGCUGCUGGCCAAUGAGGAAGAGGGGGCGGCCUCCAUUGUGGAGGUGUAUGCAGCCCUUGUGCUGGGCUUCAUCAUUGAGAGUGACCCGGCCCUACGACAGGAGGUGGAGUCUUUGCUUGAGGGAGGCGUGGCAACAGUCACAACAGCCGUGAGGCGCUGCCUGCAGUUCUAUGUCAAUGCUGGCGCCAUCACUCGCAGCACCGAAGAUUCACUGCGCGCCCUGCUGUCGUCCUUACAAAAGGGGCCUUGA
This is a messenger RNA of Coccomyxa subellipsoidea C-169, 1818 nucleotides long. RefSeq lists its product as hypothetical. The transcript is spliced from 12 exons. The coding region runs from base 1 to 1818 and encodes 605 amino acids. The record is from RefSeq and is a predicted model, not a curated record. Lineage: Eukaryota; Viridiplantae; Chlorophyta; Trebouxiophyceae; Coccomyxaceae. Gene Ontology annotation, biological process: regulation of chromosome condensation.